Frieseomelitta varia is the source of this 1181-nucleotide messenger RNA. RefSeq names its product U3 small nucleolar ribonucleoprotein protein IMP4. The coding region runs from base 179 to 1114 and encodes 311 amino acids. The transcript has a single exon. Gene Ontology annotation, molecular function: snoRNA binding; rRNA primary transcript binding. Gene Ontology annotation, cellular component: Mpp10 complex; nucleolus; small-subunit processome. Gene Ontology annotation, biological process: rRNA processing. The record is from RefSeq and is a predicted model, not a curated record. NCBI's taxonomy places the organism in Eukaryota, Metazoa, Arthropoda, Insecta, Hymenoptera, Apidae.
GAUAGAGAAAUUAGUACGCGUAAGACCCGGAGCACUGAUGUCAAAGUUGUUCUUGACAUUAUGUGAACACGUGUAAGAUUCGUAUAACCUAUAAUUCUUUGUCCAAGUAUCUGUUGUUUUGAAGAACUGUUCUCUGCUUAAUCAAACUACUAAUUACUUUAUCAAACAGAAGGUUAAAAUGUUACGAAGACAAGCGAGACUCCGCCGAGAGUAUCUCUACAGAAAGUCUGUUCAAGACAAGUUGAAAAACAUUCAAGAGAAAAAAGAGAAACUUAAACGUAGCCUGGAACAAAAUAUACCCAUACAUCCAGAUUUAAGGAAAGAUGCUUUGAACAUACAGAAACAAUUAGCUUGGGAAGAUGCUGGGCCAGAGAUGGCUGUUGCUAUCGGAACAGAAAUGGGAGGAACCGUGGGAUCUCAUGAAGAUGAUGAGUAUCGAUGGGCAGGAGUUGAAGAUCCAAAAAUUGUGAUCACUACAUCCCGCGAUCCAAGUUCCAGAUUGAAGAUGUUUGUCAAAGAAUUGCGCCUGAUAUUUCCCAAUUCUCAAAGAAUGAAUCGAGGAAAGUAUGAGAUGAAACAAUUGAUACAUGCUUGUAGAGCAAAUAACGUUACAGAUUUCAUAAUAGUGCAUGAACAUAGAGGUGUACCUAAUUCUCUUACCAUAUGUCACUUACCCUAUGGACCAACUGCAUAUUUCACAAUGUCAGAUGUUAUUAUGAGACACGAUAUUCCUGAUAUUGGAACUAUGUCGGAGCAAUAUCCUCAUCUUAUAUUUCACAAUUUCAAAACAAAGUUGGGUGAACGCGUCAUGAGUAUUCUAAAGUAUUUAUUCCCAGUACCGAAGGAAGAUAGCAAAAGAAUAAUUACUUUUGCUAAUCACGAUGAUUAUGUAUCUUUCCGUCAUCACACGUACAAAAGAAUUCGUGGAAAGGACAUUGAAUUGACGGAAGUUGGUCCCAGGUUUCAACUGAAGUUGUACGAAAUUAAAUUAGGUACCUUGGAUGCGGAAACUGCAGCUGACACAGAAUGGGCAUUGAGACCUUAUAUGAACACCAGUCACAAAAGAAGAUUUUUGUCCGACGAAGAUGGCUGGCAGCAAGAGGAUGAUAUUUAAAUUUUUAUAUUAUUUAAUUGUGAAAAGCAUCCUAGUUAAUGUAAAUAAUACAUUUUUUUACAAUAUA